Molecule: messenger RNA, 4191 nt
Organism: Chaetura pelagica (chimney swift)
Lineage: Eukaryota; Metazoa; Chordata; Aves; Apodiformes; Apodidae
Exons: 16
Biological process (GO): homophilic cell-cell adhesion
Cellular component (GO): plasma membrane
Molecular function (GO): calcium ion binding
Source: RefSeq, a predicted model, not a curated record
GACACACCAGCCAGUCGGGUCCGGUACAAGGUGGAUGUGGCCCAGUUCCCUUACAGCGCCAGCAUUUUUGACGUGGAGGAAGACUCAGGCCGUGUAGUAACCCGGGUGAACCUGAAUGAGCAGCCAAGCACAGUGUUUAAGCUAGUGGUCAUUGCGUAUGAUGAUGGGGAUCCUGUGAAGUUCAACACCACUACUGUAGAAAUUGCUGUCCUGCAGCCUUCAGUGAUCCCACGGUUUACACAGGAUGAAUACAGACCCCCACCAGUGAGUGAAAAUGCCCCCAAAGGAACCGUGGUCGCUGUUGUUACAGCAGCUGCCUUGAACCAGACAAUUGUCUAUUCAAUUGUUUCUGGAAAUGAAGAGGAUGUGUUUGCUAUUAACAACAGAACAGGUGUGAUCUCAGUCAAAAAGCCUCUGGAUUAUGAAAGUGUGACAAGUUACGAGCUCCGAGUUCAAGCCGACUCCUUGCAAGUGGUACGAUCCAAUCUGCGUGUCCCUUCCAAAAGUAACACAGCCAAGGUAUUUAUUGAAGUGAAGGAUGAAAACGACCAUGCUCCUGUCUUCACCAAAAAACUGUACAUUGGGGGAGUGUCUGAAGAUGCCAGAAUGUUUUCUUCUGUGCUUAAAGUUAAGGCUGAUGAUAAAGACACUGGGAAUUACAGUGCCAUGCAAUACAGACUCAUCAUUCCUCCAAUCAAGGAUGGUAAAGAAGGUUUUGUGAUUGAAGCUUACACAGGGCUAAUAAAAACUGCUAUGCUGUUCAAAAAUAUGAGAAGAUCCUAUUUCAAGUUUCAGGUCAUCGCAACGGACAAUUACGGGCAAGGGCUGAGCAGCAAAGCAGAUGUUCUUGUCUCUGUGGUCAAUCAGUUGGAUAUGCAAGUCAUCGUCUCCAACGUUCCUCCCACCCUUGUGGAACAAAACAAAGAUCAACUCAUAGGGAUUCUGGAACGCUACGUCCAAGACCAGAUUCCUGGGGCCACGGUGGUGGUGGAAUCCAUCGGCGCACGGAGGUUUGGGGAUGGGUACUCUGAAGAGGACUAUACCAAGUCUGACCUCAUGGUCUACGCCAUCGACCCCCAAACAAACCGAGCGAUCAUGAGGAACGAGCUGUUCAAGUUCCUGGAUGGCAAACUGCUGGAUAUCAACAAGGAGUUUCAGCCCUACCUGGGGCAGGGGGGACGCAUCCUGGAGAUCCGCACCCCGGACGUGGUUGCCAACGUCAAGAAGCAGGCACAGGCCGUCGGCUUCACGGAAGGCGCCCUGCUGGCCCUGGCUGUCAUCAUCAUCCUCUGCUGCAUGCCUGCCAUCCUCAUUGUCAUGGUCAGCUACAGGCAGCGACAGGCUGAGUGUGCAAAGACUGCCAGGAUCCAGAUGGCUUUACCAGCAGGGAAACCAGCCAGCACUGCUGCCAACAACCUCUACGAAGAGCUGGGCGACAGCACCAUGCGAGGAUACGCACAGCAAGAGCAACAACAGUUGCUGAGACCUUCUCUUCUCAGACCAGAGGAGUUAAGUAUGGAGUCUGGGAUUGAUCCAGGGCAGGAAUACUAUGGGCAAGAUUACUACAGUUAUGAGCAUGGGUAUGAGCUGCCCCAGUAUGGGAGCCGCCGCCGGCUGCUGUCCCCGGCCGGCAUGUACGACGAGUACGGGGAGGUCAUGGUGGAGAGUGAUGGUGGCUACUACUACAGCCCACAGGGAACCACAGCAGAAGAGGGGAUGAUUCAAGGCAGAGUUCCUUCAAGCGGAGGUAUAAGCCAGAGAGCAGGGGCUCAAGUAGAAGGUAGACCUUUAGGUGGUGGGAUGGAUCUCAGACAUGUUUCUGGAAGAGCAUAUAGGACCAGCCAGGGGAAAAGGAAACUGAGAGGAGUGAUGCAUUUAAGUCGUGUGGCAGUCAGUGCUCACAAACCAGUAGGAAGAACUGAGUCUGCUCGUUCUCCAUGGAAGAAAGCAAAGAUAUUCCCAAUGAUUCUGCAGAAAGUGAAAGCUGGUAGGAAAGAUUCCAGUUAUGCCAAGUUGCUGUCAGCUCGCCAAGUGGAUGGUGAGAAAAGCAUGAUGAUCAGGGGAAGUUACUUCCAGAAACCGACUGAUGAGAGACCUUCCAUGAGAAAACUGAAUCAUGUGUUGAAACGUAUUAGUGUCUCCAAGAAAUUUCAGGAGCCUGUUGGCACAGAUUUAGUGCAAGCAAGAGGAAAAGAGGAGGAGGAAUAUGAAAGAGAUGAAGAAAAAUCAGGAGUUUCAAUAAGUAUCACGGCAGAAAGUGAACCUGAGGAGAGUGAUUAUGAGAAGAAAAAGAGGAGAAGGAAACACACCUCAGAUGAAUCGUCUGUGAAGAGCAGUAGCUCCAGCUCAGAUUCAGAAGAUAAAGACUAUUUGAAAGUAACUCUUGACCAAGAUGAAGCCACUGAAAGUACCGUGGACUCAGAUGAAGACACUGGGCAUGAUUUUGGGGAUUCUGAUGAAGACUCUGGAUCCAGCUCUAGCAGCGAAUCGGAAGAGGAAUCAUCUGAAGAGGACGAUGAUGAGGAAGACUCUGACAGUGAUGAAAGUGGUAGCCUGUCAAAGAGCUCAUCUACACAAAGUUCAUUCAGCAAGUCUGGGACCAGUGAGUCCAGCAGUAGAAGAAGCACUGAAAGGUCAAGUGUAAGAAGUAGGGGAGGGAGCUCUCGUGGCAAAGGGAGGCGAUCCAGCCAGAAAUCAAAUAUUAGCACUAAUGCAUCAAGUAGUGACAGGGACACGAGCUACAGGAAAACUUCAGGAUCCAGCUAUAAGAGUAAAACCUCCUCUGCCAGCCUUGACAUUGAAGACACAAUAGAGGAGGUGUCAGAAGAAGAUGAACAAGUGGACAUGGAGCAAGACAGUGCGAGCCCCAAGGGAGUGGCAGUUAAUUCAAAAAAGGCUGUUUCAGAAGCACCUGCCAAUGCAAAAACUGCUGCUACUAAAGAAGACAAGAGAGGAAAAUCAGCUAGUAAUGGUGACAAUAGUGCAGAUGGAGGCACAGAAGAGGCUGAGACAGAUGCUAGUGAGAGGGAGGAAACUGUCAGUAAGCAUGAAUCUUCUUGCCUAGAAAGUGAAAUUAGUGUUACUUCCAAAGGGACAAAAAGCACAGCUAGUGCCACCACUAGUAAAACUGAUACUGAGAAUCACAGUUCUGACAGCAACUGGGCCAGGAAGAAAAGGAUCAAGUUGGUAGUUGACCCGGAGUACGAGACCAGCUCCACUGGAGAAGACAGCGCUCCCGACUCCAGCCAGAGGAACCGCCUUAACAACCCCAGCAUUCAGAACAACAUCAAUGGCAACAUCUACAUUGCUCAGAAUGGCUCUGUUGUCAGAACCCGUCGUGUUUGCCUCGGGAAUAAUUUAAAAGCCACCUCCCCAGUGAGGCUGGGGAAACAGUUCAAGAAACUGGACAAACUUGCAGUGACGCACGAGGAGAAUGUCCCACUGAACACGUUGUCAAAGGGACCAUCCUCUAGUGACAAAAUGAACGCAAGACCUUGCAGUGUCUCAUUUGCUUCCUCUACUAUAGGGGCUGAAAAUUUAGUAGCAAAGCCAGGGGGCUCCAAAAUGAAAAGCACAGAAGAGCAGGAAUCGGUUGUCAAUAACGAGAACGUCAAAGAGCCCCUGGAGUCGCACAGUGAACACACACAGUCAGAUGAAGAGGAGCUCUGGAUGGGCCCCUGGAACAACCUUCACAUACCAAUGACAAAACUGUGAUUUUAUUGGUUUAUUUUAUUUUAUUUUUAAUUUUAAUUUUUACUUCAGUUUAUAAUAAACUGCGCUUUUUAUUGUCACUGAGGACAAUGGAUGGGAUUUGUAUUGUGCACAUCCAUGUUACCCACCAGGCAACAUGCUUUAAGGUUUGAAAACAAAACUUGCACUCACAUUUGUACCAAUUAAUUGUCCUCCCCAACAACUCUUUUGACAGGCUCCCAUUUCACUGAACAAUACUUCAUUUAAAUUAAUUAGGUUUUUUGGCUCUUGAUUUCUUGUUUAAUAAACAGUAAACUACUAAUAAAUGCACAGCAACAUUUGGUUACCUUUUCAGACAGUUCUAUACAUGCCUAGCUUGUUUUUCUGUAUGGUACUUGUGGCUAUACUGUUUAGAUUUGGAAAUUGUCUAUUUAUGUUCAAGAUUUAUAUCCAGAAAUCUUGAUUCUGAACUCAGAGUAAUAAAUUAAAAAUAAAUCCAUG